CCUAUACUAUUCUAUAAUUUCAAUCUUAGUUAUGUUGUUUUCGUUUUCACGUGAAAGAUUAGUGAUGUAGUUUAAUUUCGUGAUCCUAGAUGAUUGUGUACAUAAAUUGAUUUCAAAUUAAGUAUAAAUAAGGGUAGAUCUUUAUUUUUCAUUUGCAUUUAUUAUUAAAUUCCUUGUUUUCAAAAUAGUCAUCUUCGUAUCAAAUAGCUAUGGAUGAUCAAAAAGAAGAAUCAUCUAGCAGAUCUAGUACUAGUAUCUUCGAAUCUUUACAACAUUUUAACACGCUGUAUAGGGAACAAAUACAGAAACCAGACGAUUCAUAUGAUGGGCUUAAGGCGAGAGUGAGGGUGUUACAGAAGUGGGUCAAAGACCUCACGGACCAGAACGAUCUGCUUGUUAAGACGGUGGAAGAACUGGAAACUGAUGCUCUGCAACGUCUCACACUCCUGGAGGCCAAUAUUACAGACAAUCAAAAUCCCCAAAUUUCUUCAUGUAAUUUGUCCACAAAGGGAUUAGACCAAGUAGAGGGCCUCCGGCAGGAGUUGGAGGAUGUCAAAAAGCAGUUGUCAGAAAAGGAGAAACUAGUUGCCAAGUACCAGAACCGCAUCAUAGAGCUAAGAGGGAGCAUUGAGAAGGACAGAUCUUCUGACGAACAAGUAUUUGUCCAGAGAAAUGUCGUCAGUGAACUUCGUGAAUUUAAUUUCGACCAGGAACAGCAAUCUCAUUCAUCAGUUAAAAAAGAAGUGAGUUUUCUUCAAAACUGUAUUUUUAACAGACAUUUCUACU
Molecule: messenger RNA, 786 nt
Organism: Homalodisca vitripennis (glassy-winged sharpshooter)
Lineage: Eukaryota; Metazoa; Arthropoda; Insecta; Hemiptera; Cicadellidae
Exons: 5
Source: RefSeq, a predicted model, not a curated record